Gossypium arboreum is the source of this 866-nucleotide messenger RNA. RefSeq lists its product as uncharacterized. Gene Ontology annotation, molecular function: nucleoside triphosphate diphosphatase activity. Bases 277 to 666 code for a protein of 129 amino acids. Gene Ontology annotation, biological process: nucleoside triphosphate catabolic process. The record is from RefSeq and is a predicted model, not a curated record. Lineage: Eukaryota; Viridiplantae; Streptophyta; Magnoliopsida; Malvales; Malvaceae. The transcript is spliced from 2 exons.
UUAGUGAAUUAAAUUCAUCAACGCCUUUACACAAUAGAACAUCCUUUUGUUUUCUGGUUUCAUUCCCCCACACUAUUUUUUUCCCAUUAUAUUAGCUUUGUUGCCCUUUUCCAAGAAAACUGCACUUGCACUUGUCGCUCGACUCUUUACCCUUAUCUCUCAAGCAUCAUUUUCAUCCAUUUAUCAGUCUAUCUUUUGCUUCUUUUUUCUUAGUCCUUUCUUCUUUUUCUUUUUCCGUUUAGACAAAGGGACUAAAAUUUUCAGGCUAGAAAAAAGAUGACUGGGGGAGUUGAGGAACGUGAUCAAAGCGUGAGUCUUGAUCUUCUUAAGCAGAAAAUGGCUAACUUCGCCAAAGAACGGGACUGGGAUCAGUUUCACAGCCCUAGAAAUCUCCUUUUGGCCUUGGUGGGUGAAGUGGGAGAAUUGUCGGAGAUAUUUCAGUGGAAAGGGGAGGUCCCAAAAGGGUUGCCUGAUUGGAAAGAAGAAGAAAAAGUUCACCUUGGUGAAGAACUCUCAGAUGUUCUACUCUACCUUGUAAGGCUGUCUGAUAUAUGUGGUAUUGAUCUGGGCAAAGCUGCUCUGCGCAAAGUUGAACUUAAUGCCAUCAAGUACCCAGCUUCAAAGAAAAACUUCAAUACCAGCAAUGGCACUGCACACACUGGUUGAUCAUCUUUUCCAGAAAAAAGUUUGCUAAACCUUUUAGUUUUUUUUUUUUCUUAAGAACUUGUAUUUAUAUUCCCCUCACAGAUCAUAGUCAUAGCUGGUGGCUACUUUAGGUGUAUUUAUUCCCGUAGAUUUUCUUUCUAUUUCAGCAGCUGAAUCCAAUCUUUCCGAUCGAUAUAUAUAUACAGUUAUGAUAAAGAAAA